AUGCUCUUAAAAAAUACAUUACUACUUAAGAGGUUCUUGCAAUGUGUACACUUUAAUGUAACUUUCCCUUUUAAACACGGGAAGGGGAAUUCCCGUAUAUCCAAGCGACAUUACUCCAUUGAUGGGGUAUCUGAAAAAAAGGGGGCACAUGGUGGAGCUCCAUCCUUUAGGGGUGAAAUCGGGGGAGGUAAGGGAAGGGAUGAUGCAGGAACUUUAAACACAUUGCAGUAUCAUCAACAUGUGGAAUAUAGGAGUGGCGCAUCUGGCCGCACAUUUGACCAAACAUUUGACCGAACAUUUGACCGAACCUUUGACGACACAUUUGAGGAUGGAUAUUCUUGCAUAUAUGAGGGGGAGGCAGGCGGAGAUGCAGAGAACCUGGGCACUGAUGAACCGUAUGUGAACUUAAACCAAGUUAAUCGUGAAGACGACGGGGAUGAAUUCCCGCCGGGUGAAGAUGAAUCCCUGAGGGGGGAAGAAGACGGAGAAGAAUUCGAAGACGACAUAGACACACUGCUCUUCACGAACAACCUAAACUCCAGCCUAAUUGGGAACCUUUGGCAUGCUUCUGCCAAUAGCGUAUAUAGGGAGUCGUGGAAAAAUGCCCAUGUGAACAAGGAAGGCAGCCCAAUCAUUGAAGGACCUUUGCAUAGUUACCCCAAUGAAAGGGAAAACCAGAAUUGCGUCAACGAAAAAGCUAUUCCCUUAGAAGGAAAAAAAUACGACAUGUCCUACACGAAUGCGCAGGAUGCUACGGAGGGAAAGGAAAAAAAAAUUAGUAACGCGCAUGAACACUCAGAGGAGGAAGUAAAAAACGGGAAAAUAAAUGACGCCCACAUGGAGGGGAUCAACCUAUCGGAGGUAAUUAAGGCAAACGGCAAAAUUGCAGAAUGGAGUGGAAAGAACAAAGUGGACUCCUUUAUCAACGAAAUAUACAAAGAGGAACAGAAGGAAGUUGAAAAAAUGAAAGAAUUUUUUGAAAAAAAUGAAAAAAAUCUGAUGAAGUUUAGAAACUCCAUUUUGUGUAAAUUAAAAAUAUCGCAAGAGUUGCCAAAAAAAUUCAAACAUUUGAGCAAAGACACAAAUAUAUUUAAUAAUGAAAAUGCAAAAGAAAAAUAUUACAAGAAAUUAAUUGAUUCUUUAAAUAAGCAAAGUACCCAAGAACCUCCUCGUCGUAAACACAAGUUUGCGAGAAAUGUAAAUUAUGACCAAAUGGAGACUAUAAAAAUAUUAGACAUUGACAGUGUACCCCUAGACGUUUUAAAUAACCUGUUUGCCUAUAAAAUUGUAAAAAACUGCAGUGCGGAAUUGUGCCUAAAAAUAAUAAGCAGAAUAGGAAUGUAUAGGGAUAAGUACUCUCAAGUGUCAUACGAAAAUAUGAUAAAUUAUUUGGGCCAAACGAUAAACCAUAACAGCAAUGCGGAAAUUAUUGCCCUCUUUUCAAGGUGCUACGAAACUGUGAGUAUCCCAUUUUUAGUGAAUUUUGUAAGGAAGUAUGCAACGUUUUCCAGAUCCUUUAUUGUCAAUAUGUAUGAUAAAUACUUCCGAAAAAGGCUCUUCGACUUUGUACGCUAUGAAAACAAUUUUGGAAUAAGAAAAUUACCCAACAUUUUGACCCACCCAUAUCAUCUGUCAUCUUAUAUAAAAUUAUUGGGAGAAUGUUCUGCGAAAAAAGACAUGUACAUACAGCUAAAAAUGAGGGGACAUGUGCCGCACUGGGCUAAUUUGAAUCAGCAGGGGACAGGAAGCGAAAUGGAUUGCCUACCUGGGGGGAUGAACUCCCUACCUGGGGGGAUGAACUACCUACCGGGGGGAAUGAACUACCUGCCGGGGGAGGAGAAUCACCCAAAGGCCAAAAAGAUCACCAUAACGGAUGAUAAAAAGAAAUUCGUGAAAAAAAAAAACUAUGUCGAAAGACCAAAAAUGUAUGACGUUAUUUUAUCAGCAGAAUAUACAGGGCUACCCAUUGAACAUUUUAUUGAAAAGGAGGAGAACUUCCUACAUGUUGAUACGGGCAAGGAGAAGCAGUUACAACAAAAUAGCCCCAAUUUGUUAAGCCAUCCAGGUGAAGCAUCUUUAAAUGGUAGACUACUCAAGGAGGGAGGAAACGAAAAUGACAUAGACAAUUUGUCCAUUUACACGGAAGAUCCAACGAAUGGCGCCAAAGCAGAAGUUAUCAGCGCCAUUAAAAGUAUUGGCCAACAUGAAGGAAAUCCCACACAUCAUAUUAAAUGCGAAACCCAAACAGAGGAAAGACCGAGUGAAAAUAUCAACUUCACCAUGGAGGAGGAAUGCGAUGUUUAUGUAUAUAAAGGAUUUAGUAAAUUAAAUGAAUCGUCCCUAAAAUUACAAACCAUGUUAGUAAAAACGGAGGACGAGUGUUCAAAUGAGUUAGCCCUGUGCCCCAGUCAAGGAGAGCACUAUGAAGAAGUGGACAAGGAACAAAAUGACCAAGCCCUGUGGGAAUUGCCAUGGAAAACCAGAAGAAAAAACUCCUUCUUUUUUAAGGGGCGUUUUUUUAAGGUCCUCCCUAAUGAAGGUUGGUCAGAAAUUAAGGAUAUAUCAAAUCAGUACAUACGACCGAAGAGGAAAAGAACAAAACAUUCUAUCAGGAGAAGGAGGUUUUUACAAAAAAAAAUUAAAAUUAAUUUGUUUAAAAAAAAAAUUUUACAAAAAUGA
Molecule: messenger RNA, 2679 nt
Organism: Plasmodium knowlesi strain H
Lineage: Eukaryota; Apicomplexa; Aconoidasida; Haemosporida; Plasmodiidae
Exons: 1
Coding region: 1-2679 (892 amino acids)
Source: RefSeq, a predicted model, not a curated record